UCAGGCCAUUUACCUCGCUGCUCAUCCGGUGAGAAGAGCCCUCACAACACAAGCAACAUCCAAAAGCAAUGUCUUUAGACGAAUCCUGCUACAACAGCGCAUACUUCCCGCCAUAUCACUCAGCAUAUCGACCAUUCCACGAAGUCGAAAACGGGUCCUUUAAGUUCUACUACAAUCCUUGCUGUCCGCUCUAUCCGAACUGUUCCGCAAGUACCUUGCUUUACAAGCCGUACACCCCAGCUCCACAAAAACCGCCGUACUCUUAUGUUGCGCUCAUCUCAAUGGCCAUCAAGCAGUCCCCCGGACGCAAAAUCACGCUAAACGGCAUCUACCAUUUUAUCACGUCGGCUUUCCCCUACUACACGUGGCAAAACAAGCGAGGAUGGCAAAAUAGUAUACGCCAUAACUUGUCCCUUAACCGCUGCUUCGUCAAGGUUCACCGGGAGAAGGCAGACCCUGGAAAAGGCUGUUACUGGACGCUCGACCCUGCGUAUGAGGAAAUGUUCGAAGACGGCAAGUACUGGCGAAGAAGACGCACCAAGAAACCCAAGAUAACAAGUGAGAAAGCAAACUUUGCUGAAGUUGAUGAAGUGACAUGUGAUCAAAAGCGCUCGAAUUCCCCGGAAAUCAAAACGGAGAACUUUAGAAAUAGGCAUGAUGAAUUCUUUGGCAAGCGUUCGGAAACGGCCGAGGAAAGAGCACGUAUUUAUGCUACCACCGUGGAAAGUUUUAGCAGCCAGAAAAGUGUGAUUACAAGAGUUGAUGAAAUGCAUUCAUCAAGUGGAAGUGUGAGCUGCACAGAUAAACGGGUUUCCCGCAGAGAAGUAAGAAAUCCCCCCGAUGAACUAAACUCAUCCAACACGUCAUACAACGACAGUACAAAAGGCAGAAGUUUUCGAAUCGAAUUCCUCCUAAAAAAGAACUGAAACACUUGAUAGCGAAAACAAAGUGGUAAAUACAGUGAGAGAUUUGUGGCGAAAACAGGGCAGUCAAACGGAUCUGUGAACAGUCCACAGUAGUAAGCGAUUUUAAAGCUUUGUGCUACAUAUAUUCAGUAGUAAGAAACUGAGAAAACUCACGAACUUGUAUUUUAUGUUUUUAAAGCAAAAGAAGAUCAAUCCAGACACACAAUUGACUUAAUGCUGUACUAAAUCACUAUAUUGUCAGUGUAAAUAUUGAUAAGUUGAAAUUGAAGUGAAAGGAAAAUAAAGCAGUUAUCGUA
Molecule: messenger RNA, 1222 nt
Organism: Nematostella vectensis (starlet sea anemone)
Lineage: Eukaryota; Metazoa; Cnidaria; Anthozoa; Actiniaria; Edwardsiidae
Product: forkhead box protein C1-A
Exons: 1
Coding region: 69-926 (285 amino acids)
Biological process (GO): regulation of transcription by RNA polymerase II; anatomical structure morphogenesis; cell differentiation
Molecular function (GO): RNA polymerase II cis-regulatory region sequence-specific DNA binding; DNA-binding transcription factor activity, RNA polymerase II-specific
Source: RefSeq, a predicted model, not a curated record